UUAAUUAAGUCUCCUCUCUUUCUCUCUCUCUCGCUAUAGAAACAGAAACAGAAAGUCGAAAUUUGAAAUUUUGGGAGAGAGAUGGCAACAGCAUCAAGCAGCAUGAAGGGUUUCUACAGGCAAAAGAAGAACAAGAGUGGUAUCAGAAAACCCACAUCUACCAGUAAAUCGUCUCUUAUUCACGCUGCCACUCUUGGCUCUGAUAUUACCCAACCAACUGCCUUGGUUUCCCAUGACUCUCCUGAUCUCAAAGAUGAUUAUGACAAACAUGAGGAUGUGUUGAGGCAAUUUGACAUGAACCCGGCAUAUGGACCGUGCCUUGGGAUGUCUCGGCUUGCACGUUGGGAGCGUGCUCAACGUUUAGGUCUAAACCCACCGAAAGAAAUCGAGGGACUGUUGAAGGGCGAAAAGGUUCGAUCAGAAUGCUUGUGGGAUGGUUGCAUUUAGAAGUUACUAAUACUAAUAUUAUGCUUUGGUUGUUUAUGACUAGAAGUUGUGCUUUUUAAUUUACUGUGUUCUGUUCAGCCUCUGGCUGUGCUGUUAGUCUUUGUUAAUAUUCACUUGUGAGCUUUGCUCAUCUUAAUCAAAAACUUUUAUGGACGUAAA
Messenger RNA from Populus trichocarpa (black cottonwood), 606 nucleotides. RefSeq lists its product as uncharacterized. Gene Ontology annotation, biological process: DNA synthesis involved in DNA repair; DNA-templated DNA replication. Gene Ontology annotation, molecular function: DNA-directed DNA polymerase activity. The transcript has 2 exons. Gene Ontology annotation, cellular component: delta DNA polymerase complex. Bases 82 to 447 code for a protein of 121 amino acids. The record is from RefSeq and is a predicted model, not a curated record. Lineage: Eukaryota; Viridiplantae; Streptophyta; Magnoliopsida; Malpighiales; Salicaceae.